AUGGGCAUUCCUGGGAUAUUCAAAGAAAUCGGGAAGGGUGAGCGAGUGGCAUUGGCAAAGCUCGCAAUAGAGCAUCUAGAACGGUCGCAGCGGCCACUGCGAAUAGCUAUUGACGCGGCAAUAUGGAACUUCCAGACCCAGGCCGGCCAGGGUGGGAAGAAUCCGGCCUUGCGGACACUAUUCUACCGGCUGGUGAAGUUGCUCGCCUUACCCAUCGAUCCAGUGUUUGUCUAUGAUGGCAAGAACAAACCCCUAACUAAACGAGGCAAGACAGUCUCGAGAUAUGGCUCCUGCAUCUCCAAUGAGAUGUCAAAGAACCUCGUCCAAGCCUUCCGGUUUCCAUUCCACACUGCACCCGGAGAGGCGGAGGCGGAAUGUGCAAUGCUGCAGAAGAACGGCCUUGUAGACGCCGUCAUGAGUCAGGACGUCGAUGCAAUCAUGUUUGGCUCGACCCUGACCUUGAGGGACUGGUCCAAAGAAGCAUCUAAGCACAACAAAUCUCCAACUCAUGUCAACGUGCUCGACCUUCCUCGGAUCAAGUCUCUGUCAGGUCUGGAUCCGGAUGGUAUGAUUCUGGUGGCUCUCCUGAGCGGUGGUGACUAUGAUGAAGCUGGCGUGGCAGGCAUCGGGUCCACAUUGGCCUCCGAGAUAGCAAGGGCCGGUUUUGGCAGUGACCUGUUGGAUCUAGUGCGCAAUAACGACGAGGCUGGUCUUCAGGAAUGGAGAGAACGACUGGAGUACGAACUUGAGACCAACGAGAGUGGUUAUUUCAAGAUGAGACGCAAGUCCGUCAAGAUUCCUCCGUCAUUUCCUGAUCGAAGGAUAUUGAGUUAUUAUCUCAAUCCUGCCGUCACGCCUGAAGAUCAAUUGGCGAUGUUGGAGAGAAAGUGGACCGAAGCAUGGGAGUCUGAGAUCGAUAUUCAAGCAUUGAGGGACUAUGUGGGGGACACCUUCGACUGGCUCUACAAACCUGGAGCUUGCAAGUUUGUCCGAGUCAUGGCACCAGCCUUACUUGCCAACAGUUUACGGCUCGAGGGUUCGACGCCGUAUAUUCACUCGGUCGAACAAAUCACAGAGCGUCGGCAGCAUUUCGUCAGCGACGGUAUUCCGGAAUUGCGGGUGACGGUGAUACCCGCAGAGGUCGUCGGCCUCGAUCUUGACGCUGAAGAGGAUAGCCCGGAAUAUCUCGAGCGUCUGGCGGCUGAGGAGAACGGCGAGGUUGACGAAGGUGGCAACGUGGGUGAAGAUGACGCCAUUCCCUCCAGUCCUUCCAAGAAGCGGAAAACACCUCCCUGGCUGCCCACCGCCGCAGAGAAGAUGUGGAUUGCUGAGACGAUUGUGGAAAUGGGCGCCCGUGAGCAUGUGGACAAAUGGCGGCAAAUCCAGGCGGAAAUCGAAGCAGACCCAAAGAAAUUUGCAACCCGCAAAUCUCGGAAGCAGAAAGAAGUUCGCCUUCCUAAAGAUACUGGAGGCAUGCAGGCUGGUGCACUCCUGGGCUACGUCGUGGCAUCAAAGGUAUCCGACGAAAGAGCCGUCGCGGCUGGCAAGACCUCAACUCCGUCAUCCCCUCCACGCAAACAAAAUACUCGUGUUCACCUCUUGUCGAAGACUCCCCCCAAAAGCACGCCCAACCAGCAGGAGAAUGCAAAAGCGCCGAUUAUGCAAGACUUUUUUAAGUCCACCAAAAGCCGACAUACCCAUGACGCCGAUCUCCGAUACUCAGGAGUCAUUGCCAAAUCCAAUUGA
This is a messenger RNA of Capronia coronata CBS 617.96, 1746 nucleotides long. RefSeq lists its product as uncharacterized. NCBI's taxonomy places the organism in Eukaryota, Fungi, Ascomycota, Eurotiomycetes, Chaetothyriales, Herpotrichiellaceae. The coding region runs from base 1 to 1746 and encodes 581 amino acids. The record is from RefSeq and is a predicted model, not a curated record. Gene Ontology annotation, molecular function: 5'-flap endonuclease activity. The transcript has 3 exons.